Messenger RNA from Brachypodium distachyon (stiff brome), 1137 nucleotides. RefSeq lists its product as uncharacterized. The record is from RefSeq and is a predicted model, not a curated record. NCBI's taxonomy places the organism in Eukaryota, Viridiplantae, Streptophyta, Magnoliopsida, Poales, Poaceae. The transcript has a single exon. The coding region runs from base 1 to 1137 and encodes 378 amino acids. Gene Ontology annotation, molecular function: protein binding.
AUGGAGGCGGAACAACGGGAUUGGUCUUCCCUCCCGGAGGACCUUUUGGACGAGAUCCUGAGGCGGCUCCGGUGGUCGAGCCACCCGAGCUUCGCGUCGACGUGUAGGGCCUGGCGCUCCGCCGUGCCCCCCUUCUACAGGGCGUGGGUCACCCCGGUGCUGCUCAACACCGCCCACGUCGGAACCACCAACCUCAGGUUCUACAGCCCCUACUUCCACAAGAACUUCGAGAUCGACUGCACGCUCGACGCGCCGGGCGCCAAGAUCUGCUGCUCCACCGGCCACCGCCUGACCGUCUGCGUGGACCACCUCAUAAUGGACGCCCAGCUCCACACCGGCCACAUCCACAAGCUGCCGCGGUUCUUUGUCAGACGCUUCCACUUCGUUGUCCGUGACCGCCGCAAGGUGUUGGGCCUCAAGAACACGUUGGGCAUGCUGGAAAUCACCCGCUGCAUCCAACACGGUGACGGCAAGUGGGGGCACCGGGAGUUCUGGGACACCGACAGCUACAGAGGGUUUUUCGCUUCGCCGGUGCGCAACCCGGUCUUCCACCGGGGCUUGCUCUACGUAUUGGGAGAAGAUGGGAGGUUGGCGGUGUACGACGAGCGCUGCCACGACAAGGGAUUUGAAAUCCUCGACAGCCCCAUGAGCUUCGGGGCGGGGCUCGAUUUUGAAAACAGCUAUCUGCUCGACUCUGACCAAGGCGAGCUCAUGGCCAUCCUCGUAGGCCGUCACGGGACGCCUGUCCAUGUCGUCAAGCUCAAUGAGCAGACCAUGGAGUGGGACAAGGUGGAGAGCCUAGAGGGAAGAACCCUCUUCACUGGCACCCUCGCCACGAUGAUCAAGAAGACGGACGUCAAGUGGAUGCACAACAAAGUCUUCCUGCCGAGGCUCUACGAAUGGCCUGAGACAAUACAUGUCAACCUGGUUGAACGAGGUGGCGAAUUCGCCUUUGUGCCCAAGUCUGGAUGUGUAGAUGCCACGGUGAAAGAUGGUGACCAUACCUUUGGCGCCAUGAUGUGCUCGUACGAAUUGGGACAGAAUGAAAAUGCCACGGAGUUUUGGUGGACAGAGAAACUGAAUUAUAGCAUAUGGCUUGAUUUCGAUAGUGCUACCUCCGUACUAGUUUUGUCCUAA